UCACAUUGAAAGUGAGUGUUCAUGAGUGGUCCUCGUGAUCUAUCGUAACGUUUAGUGUGUUUUGUGUAUAUAUUUAUGUCGCUAUUUCAUUGGCUAACCGUUUUACCACACGUGAACGGAGUGUUUACAUAUUGAGGUGAUGCCAGUAAGAGGCAAUAGGGUUGCACAUUGAUUCCUACGGUUGAAUGAUUUUAGUCUACCUGAACCUACCUGUGCCAGAAAUAGCAUGAGCUGGAAGCAUGCUGCAAUGUUCUGCACGAACCGGCCUAUUGAGAUCAUAUAAAAGCUGUCACAUUGGAUGGACAGUGCUCAUAGCGACAAGGGACAGUGGUACUGUAACAGUCAAAUUGUGUUCAAAUUGUUAUUUGAUAACACUGAUAAUUAAUUCAGUAUUUUCAGUAUAGCAUGUAUUUGGAUUUGUGUUGGUGUUGAUCGAAAACCACUUCUAUAUUUCUUCGUGAAUAUUUACAAAGGACACCAACAUGUUGAUUGAAGGAGAUUUGGGUGACACUGUCAUUGAUGAGGCUUCUGUUCCCAUGGCAACACAUCCUGAAGAUUUCAAAGUCAGUAGAAAGACUUGCUUCAUGGAAUCUGAAGGCAAAAUUACAAACCAUAACUCGGAGAAGGAAAAUUAUGAAAAGACAGAAAAGUUAUUUUCCAAAAAUGACUCACUUUUCGAAUCAGAAAAUGAUGAGGAAACUGACUGUUGCAAUAAAUGCAAGUUAAAUCAGAGAAGGAAUAGACCGCGAAAUCAUUCAAGUGACUCUGCGUAUUCUGACAUUAGCACAAGCAGUGAACAGAGUAGAAACAGUAAAGGCACUUUGUAUUCACCAGAUAAAUUCAGACGUUUUAUGCCAAUUUGGUUAUCGGACAUUCUAGAUGAACCUGAAUAUACAAUGGAUUGUAAAGAUAAAACUGGAAAAGAUCGCAUCCACAGACAUGCUGACUCCCUGUUCAGCACAGCCAGUGGCUUUACCAACUACCGUGGACUCCUCAAUCUCUGUAUCCUACUGCUGGUUUUGGCAAAUACAAGACUCUUCCUGGAAAACAUUUUAAAAUAUGGGAUUCUGAUCGACCCUGUGAAGGUUAUUCAUGUAUUCCUGUCUCAGCCCUACAGCUGGCCAAACAUCUGUCUGGUUUUUAGUGCCGGAAUAUUUACACUAGUAGCCUACUACAUGGAGUGCUUGCUAGCCAAGGGCUAUGUGUCCGAGAGGUUUGGUUUUCUUGUACACGCCAUCAAUCUAAGUCUGCUGCUGAUUAUUCCUGCUGCUGUGAUCCUCUACCUCCACCCAUUCCCAGCCUUUUCUUCUGUAACAUGUGGCAUCUGCACUAUAUCAUUCCUCAAACUUGUGUCCUAUGCCAGCGUAAAUAAAUGGUGCCGUCAGAGAAAGGGAGGGGACACAAAGAAAGUGCGAAGAAGCAGGUCUAUUUCAGAAAGUCCAAAGAGUAGUGCUAAUGGACAGGUCGCAGCCAUCAUCACUACCUACCCCGACAACCUCACACAUAGUGACCUGUGGUAUUUCAUGCUUGCCCCGACACUGUGUUAUGAGUUGAACUUCCCUCGUUCUCUGAGGAUCAGGAAACGCUUCCUCAUCAAACGUUGUUUGGAAAUGCUGUUCUUAUCACAGUUGAUGCUUGGCUUAAUCCAACAGUGGAUUGUGCCUACCGUACAGAACUCGAUGAAACCACUACAGGAUAUGGAGGUGUCUCGGGUCCUGGAGAGGAUACUCAAACUGGCGGUACCUAACCAUUUGAUUUGGUUGAUAUUUUUCUACUGGGGUUUCCAUUCAUGUCUUAAUGUGUCUGCAGAGCUCCUCAAGUUUGGUGACCGUGAAUUCUACAAAGACUGGUGGAAUGCUGAGUCUGUAACAGAGUUCUGGCAGACAUGGAACGUUCCAGUACAUCGCUGGUGUGUCAGACAUUUGUACAAGCCUUUGGUGAAGAGAGGUUAUUCCAAACAGCUGGCAUCUGUUCUGGUUUUUGCCAUGUCUGCUUUUUUUCAUGAGUACCUGGUAAGUGUUCCCCUGAAGAUGUUCCGUGUCUGGGCUUUUUUCGCCAUGCUGGGACAGGUCCCCUUGGCACAAUUUGUAAAGAAAUAUAUCCACGGAAAGUAUGCCAACAUGGUCGUAUGGCUGUCGCUCAUCCUUGGCCAGCCUAUAGCCAUCUUCUGCUACGUCCACGAUUACUACAUGAUUAACUUUGUCCCGGUGGCGGUGGCGAACCAGACAGUUACGUUGUAAUUUUGCAGCUUGUCUCGAGCAAAUACUUUCAAAUGUUGUCAAAAUACACAAAUAGUUAUGUAAUUUGAUGUCUUUAUUGAAACUGAUUGUAAACUGUAUAGUUAAAGAAUCGUGUACGUUAUCAGACAGUUAACUGGCUAUAAAACAGCUAUAUUGACAUAGCUAUUGACAUUGACAUAGCUUUUGACAUUGACAUAGCUUUUGACAUUGACAUAGCUAUUGACAUUGACAUAGCUAAAAGUGUCUAAAACUUUCUGAUGUAAAUUAUCUUAAAGGUUAAACUGAUCUCAUAUGUUCAUUAUUUUUGCAUAAUCAAGUGCCAUCGAGUCACAACAUUUAAGUCAUGGGAUCAGUUGUGGUAUUUCAAACAAGGUUUUUUGUGUGAUAAAGUCUCUAGGCUUCUUUACAAGGAUGCACUGAUCUACACCUCAUUUAUUUGUUUGAUAGCUAGUCACGAGAUAUCCAGCAAAAUCUUAUAAAAUCCCCGUUGUUCUAGGGACUACCGCUAUAAAUAGACCGCCUCUAAAAUAGACCACCUGUAUUGAAAAUAAGUGCUUUUAAAACUCCUGUAAUAGUUCUUUUGAGGUUAACCAAUACUGUAAUGAGAAAACAGCUCACUGACUCCCAAAACGUGGUCCCUGAAUACUGGCUCACCCAUGUACAUGUCUGGGCUGUACAAGCCUGAUGUAUUUGUAUCAGUACUUCUGUUUGAGAUCAAACUGAUUUUCAGAUAACAAAGGUUUCAGGUUUACUAAUAGCAGACAUGAUUUUAUUAAGGGGGUCUGUUCUAUACAGGUUUCUAGAUUACAGAGGGGCUGGUUAGAACAGUUUACACAGUCUGAAUUUAAAUCAACAAGGGCUCAGAGUCAGUUUACUUAUUAUAAGAUAAGAUCAUAAUGAUAAUUAUUAUAAGAUAAUAUUAUAAUGAUAAUUAUUAUAAGAUAAGAUCAUGAUGAUAAUUAUUAUAAGAUAAGAUCAUAAUGACAAUUAUUAUAAGAUAAGAUCAUAACGAUAAUUAUUAUAAGAUUUUUUGUUAUCUGUAAAAGAAAUUAUGAGGUUCAUCUCUCUGUUUUUCAUCUCACUAAAGUUCGUUCUUUCCAUUUUUGUAUAUUUUUAUUAGAAUGUAUGGUUUUACUGUCAUGUGGCAGUAUAACAUCAAUUAGGCUGUACCUGAAAUCAUGUGAUGAAAUAUCUCAAAAAAAAAAAUCAUUACAAUCUACAAUUGUGUUCAUGCUUAUACAUGUACCAAGUAUAUGUAUCCCAGGAAAAACUGCUGUAAUGAUGCUGUCUCAUGUACAUGUAUGACAAUUUAUCUUUACGUUAAUAACUUCAGGGUUUUCUUGUUUAUAUCUUCUCUUGCCAAAUAUGAAUCGCUAUGUACAUUAUACCAGUUUGUUGAUUACUAAGUAUUUUUAACCCUUUCACCCCUAUGUAACUUUAAUAGACUCUGCCAUGCAUUGGUAUGGAUGAGUCCAUUGUGGUCUACAGUGGUGAAAAGGUUAAACUUACCAAUUACAUAAUGAUUUUCACUGGAACAGCAUUUUCACAAUUACCGGUAGAACAAAUCUCCAUUUAACAAAAAAGUGGAGAUCGUAUAUUUCUCAAUCAUGUAAUUUUUAAUCAAUCGUGUAUGUCAUAUAUUAAAUGAGUGUAAAUCAUAAUUGUGAGAUUUUAUGAGUACGUUGUAUGACAACAAGCUGUGUAGUAGCUUUGAAUGUAUGGAAAAAUGUAGAGUUCAUACAUAACUUCAAUAAGAUUCAUCAGUUUUGGAUAUACACAAACAAUGCACAUAUUGUCUAGCUAAGACCGAGUGAGCCAUUUGUAUUUUUCACCUGUACAACGAUGUGAUGAAAUUGUAUAUUUCUUUCAUACUGACAUAACAGGAGAGUGGAAUUGAUCUUCACCCUACCCGUAACCUAUUUGAUGCAGUGUGUAUAUGCUUUCUAUCGAUAGGCGAAAUGUCCCGGGUUGAGUGACAAACAAAAAUACACAAUUUCGUCACAUCGUUGUACAGGUAAAAAUACAAAUCGCUCAUUCAGUCAUAGCUUGACGGUUAUCUUCUGUUGGUCUUGAAAUGUACAUUGUUUGUGUAUAAAGUAAAACUUUGAUAUCAUAUGGAGUUCAUCUUGUAUCAUAAACUGUUUUCUUUUGUAUAACAAUUUGUUUUCUGACAUAUUUUUGUGAUUACAUUUGUAUCAUAAUAGUGUAUUAUUAUGAAUCAUAAAUUGUAUAUGAAAUUCUACUUAAAUACGACUUGUGUAAAUACUUUGUCUUUUUAACACACUGUGAUAUAAGUGUCUUUACAUAUACACUUCAUGUAAUAUACAUAUAUGAAUGCUUUUUUUUUAUUGAUUUUGAUCAAUUCUUCUGUAUAAUAUAUAAAUAUGUAAAUUUAUUAUGAAGAAAUCUACUUUGAGCGACACUUAUUGUAAACAUACUCACGAUUUAACUGAAUCAUGUUGCCGGUUUGGUUGGGGACGGUGAUGCCGUCAAUGGCGGACAAACUGUUCAUAUCACUGUCAUGUUGCCGGUUUGGUUGGGGACAGUGAUGCCGUCAAUGGCGGACAAACUGUUCAUAUCACUGUCAUAUGUUGCUGGAUUGGUUACAGUGAUGCUGUAUAGCCGACACACUGCUAGUCUCUCUAACAUUAUAGAUGGUUACAUUCCAUUUGUAUAAACACUGCUUCAGUAAGUUGUAUGAGGACAAAAUAUUGUUGCAUUUGAUUGAUCAUGUAUGUUUAACACAUGUACCACAAACACAAUUCGAAAUAUUGUCAUACAAAGGUGCUAAUUAAUAUGUUUAAUACUGUUCAAUUUGAUAGUACUGCUCAAAUCUUACUUUCACAAUGGUUUAGCCAACUGCAGUUUACACUAACUAUCAUGUAGGUUUGGCUUGUGUGUGAUGAUCAUGAUAAAAUGAUAUUGUCAGCUGUAGCAAUAUACAGAUGCUUUAAGUGUCAUUGUUUACUAGUGGUCAGUUAUUGAAGGUACACGGAUACUGUGGUCAGUCAUUGACUGAAGGUCAGCUAUCACAAUUCAAAAAUCUGAAGGUCAACUGUCACUAUCUACUAGUACCUUGACCUAGUGUCCUUUAUUGCUGUACAAUCAUGAUUUUUAUUUUGGUGCAAUUAUGAGAAUUUCACCAUCUUCGCUGGCCAAGGGUUACGAUCCGGUACAAUCUUCCUACUCUUCACUCUUUGAAGAGUAGGAAGACCGGAUAAUACCGGAUCGUAAUCCAUGGCUAGCGAAGAUGGAGUUACACAUACAACAGCACUUUUUUGUGUAAUUCCAUUCUUAAUCUUGAUCGAAUUCAGUUUACUAAUGAGAAUAUCACAGAAAUUAUCUCAUGACUAUACUAGGUUUCAUCAGAAUUCAUGUAUACCAAAGAUAAUGUGUGUUGGAGUGUUGAAUGUUAAUUAUUAAUACAAGAAUCACAACUGGUAAAAGUUGUAGAUUAAUUGGUCAUUGUAAAUGAUCAACUGUUGGUGUGAAAUUGACAUCAGUUAUUUACAUUUGGCUAUUGAGCUUAAAGCUGUACAUUUCCAUCUGUCAUUGUAAAGGAUUUACUGUUGACACGUACCAUUUGAUUAGCUACAAAUGUAAAUGUAUCGGAGAAUAUUACUAGUGAACUGGUUUGUUUGUUACUUAGUGAACAUUACAGAAACAACAUAUAUUUUACAAGUUCAAUAAAUUACAGAAAAAG
Molecule: messenger RNA, 5943 nt
Organism: Mizuhopecten yessoensis (Yesso scallop)
Lineage: Eukaryota; Metazoa; Mollusca; Bivalvia; Pectinida; Pectinidae
Product: diacylglycerol O-acyltransferase 1-like
Exons: 16
Coding region: 483-2240 (585 amino acids)
Biological process (GO): triglyceride biosynthetic process
Cellular component (GO): endoplasmic reticulum membrane
Molecular function (GO): diacylglycerol O-acyltransferase activity
Source: RefSeq, a predicted model, not a curated record